Messenger RNA from Verticillium alfalfae VaMs.102, 1035 nucleotides. RefSeq lists its product as hypothetical. NCBI's taxonomy places the organism in Eukaryota, Fungi, Ascomycota, Sordariomycetes, Glomerellales, Plectosphaerellaceae. The coding region runs from base 1 to 1035 and encodes 344 amino acids. The transcript is spliced from 2 exons. The record is from RefSeq and is a predicted model, not a curated record.
AUGAGCCUAUAUACCGACACGACGCAAUCCAUCGGCCAACAGGGAAGGGAUGAUGCGACUCCUCAGUUGACGAGCAGGCCAGGCAACGAUAGCGAUGCAACACCACGGGUCGGCGCUCAGCUGGACACCGAUCAGAAAGACGACGGAACCAGGAAGAGAUCGUUGUUCAGUUUUGGCAAGAAGAAGAAGGAACAGCUCAGCGCAUCUGAGAAGGCUACAGCUGCGGCGUCUACGGCCCCUACCGACCAAGCAUUCGCCGCCCCAGUGUCUCCUGGUCGGGGUCUCUCCAGCUCGCCGAGGUUAGCAUCUCCAGCCGGCUCGCAGAUUUUUGAGCGUGACGUCGACACCAUGGAGAUCCUUCCGCAGUCGCCUGCCAAUGCUGGCAUUCCCUCGCACAUUCGAACCGAGAACCACAUUCCGCCCGUUCUCGAUGCUUCGUCGGAAGCCAUUACCGAUACCCGCCUUGACCCUGACAGUGUCGAGAUCAUCACGCAUGCCCAACACCUGCCUGCCUCGGUCACGGUAACUGGCGGUCCUCAGUCCACUCAGCCCUCGCUGGAGCAGCUGGCGGCAUCUUGGGCGGAAGAGUUCGGAUCUACCGGGGAUCGUGAGCUAGAUGGCGCCUCAAUCUACAAUUCUCUCGACAACGCCGAUGUUCGCAGACUGAGCUUCAUCUCCUUUGCGGACGUGGUGCAAGCUGAGCACGCGGUUGCGCCCAAUGCCUCGCGGGACUCUGUCACCAUCGCCGGGCUCACUUCACUCUCUGUCAAUCGUUCGCCGUCGCCUGUCUUGUCGCCCAUGUCAUCGCCAGGCGAGGUCGGUACUUCGCCCCCCACUAGCAACCCCGGCUCAAUCAAAGGGUUCGAGUUGUCGCCCAAACGAAAGCCAGUCGGCAGCCCCAUCCCGUCUCAGCACGCUGGUAAUGGCGACCUCAAUGUUGAAACCAUGACGCAGGCACUCCGGCGCACGGCGAGCACUGAUCUGAGCGGCGCUCGUAGCCUUCCGAUUAGUCCGAUAGAAGGACCCUCUCGAUGA